Molecule: messenger RNA, 2213 nt
Organism: Hyaena hyaena (striped hyena)
Lineage: Eukaryota; Metazoa; Chordata; Mammalia; Carnivora; Hyaenidae
Gene: KIF12
Product: kinesin family member 12
Exons: 19
Coding region: 1-1962 (653 amino acids)
Biological process (GO): microtubule-based movement
Molecular function (GO): microtubule binding; ATP binding; microtubule motor activity
Source: RefSeq, a predicted model, not a curated record
AUGGAAGAACGCGGGUCUCCCGACGGGGACCCCGCGCGGAGCCUGGAGCAGGGGCCAGAGGGGCCAGAAACGCCCAUCCAGGUGGUACUCAGAGUGCGUCCCAUGAGCGCGGCGGAGCUGCGUCGAGGGGAACGGAGCGCGCUGCACUGCUCGGGGACCCGGACUCUGCAAGUGAGCCCUCCCGGCGGCGGCCCCGAGGUGGCGUUCCGCUUCGGCGCCGUGCUGGACGGGGCGCGCACGCAGGAGGACGUGUUCCGGGCGUGCGGCGUGCGGCGCCUGGGCGAGCUGGCGCUGCGCGGCUUCUCCUGCACUGUCUUCACCUUCGGCCAGACGGGCUCCGGGAAGACCUACACCCUGACCGGGCCUCCGCCGCAGGGCGAGGGGGUGCCCGUCCCCCCCAACUUAGCCGGCAUCAUGCAGAGGACCUUCGCCUGGCUGUUAGACCGGGUGCAGCACCUGGGUGCCCCUGUCACCCUCCGCGCCUCCUAUUUGGAGAUCUACAAUGAGCAGGUUCGGGACCUACUGAGCCUGGGAUCUCCCCGGCCGCUCCCUGUUCGCUGGAACAAGACCCGGGGCUUCUAUGUGGAGCAGCUGCGAGUGGUGGAGUUCAGGACUCUGGGGGCCCUGAUGGAACUAACGCAAAUGGGUCUUAGCCGUCGAAGGAGCUCAGCUCACACCCUGAACCAGGCCUCCAGCCGAAGCCACGCCCUGCUCACACUCUACAUCAGCCACCAAACCGUGAGUAGGCCUCCAGUGGACCCUGAGGCGCCCCCCACUGGCGGAAAGCUGUGUUUUGUAGACCUGGCUGGCAGUGAGAAGGUGGCGGCCACCGGAUCCAGGGGGGAGCUGAUGCUUGAGGCAAACAGCAUCAACCGCAGCCUCCUGGCCCUGGGGCACUGCAUCUCCCUGUUGCUGGACCCGCAGCGGAAGCAGAGCCACAUCCCCUUCCGAGACAGCAAGCUCACCAAGCUCCUGGCGGACUCGCUGGGGGGGCACGGGGUCACCCUCAUGGUGGCCUGCGUGUCGCCUUCAGCCCAGUGCCUGCCUGAGACUCUCAGCACGCUGCGAUACGCAAGGCGGGCUCAGCGGGUCACCACUCGGCCACAGGCCCCCAAGUCACCUGUGGCAAAGCAACCCCAGCGUCUGGAGAUGGAGAUAUUGCAGCUUCAGGAGGAGAACCGUCGCCUGCGCUCCCAACUGUGCCAAAUAGACCCCAAGGCCUCAGGGCUCAGUGGGGCACGGGUAGCCUGGGCCCAACAGAACCUCUACGGGAUGCUACAGGAGUUCAUGCUGGAGAAUGAGAGGCUGCGGAAAGAAAAGAGCCAGCUGCAGAGUAGCCAGGCCCGGGCCCGGGAUGAGCAGCGGGUCCUGGCCCAGCAGGUGCACGAGCUGGAGCGGCGCCUCUUCUGUGCCUGCUCCCUUGCCCAGCCAAACCCCGGCCCAGCCCCUCCAUGCCCCUGUGUGACGGCACCGGCUCGCCCCUGCCGCCCCUGCCGUGCCCCGCCGCCCCUCUGCUCCUGCCCCUGCUGUCACCUGUGCCCCUUGUGCCGAGCGCCGCUGGCCCACUGGGCCUGUCCACACAGGGGGCUCCACCUGCCGCAGGUGUUUGGCCCUGAGGCCCCAGGCGGCAUGCCCCUGUCUGCCCAGCCCCCACCCUGGGCACCCCCGUGCAGUCCUGGCUCUGCCGAGCGCCCGAGAGAGAGGAGUCCCGGCGACUGGACUCGGACCCGAGUCCUGGCGGAGAUGCUGAUGGAGGAGGAGGUGGUGCCCUCCGCUCCGCCCCUGCCCGUGGGGCCCCCGAACACCUCACCAGUGCUGAGAGGCGGGGCUGCAGUUCCAAACCUGGCCCGGAGACUGGAGGCCCUCAGAGACCAGAUUGGCAGCUCCCUGCGACGUGGCCGGAGCCAGCCACCCCCCAGCAAGGGUGCACAGAGCCCCGGCCUGGCCCUCCCCCCCUGCUGAGGGCAAAACAGAACCCCCAGAGACCACCGUGUGGCCCUGGUUUGGGCUCCGCGCUCCUGGGCUUCAACCUCCCCAUCUGCUUCCCUCUGUGACUUAGCAGGGCAGGGGAGAACUCCUGAGGGCUGCGGGUCGGGGCUGUUGGGCAGUUUCGGGGAGGGUGCCACCCCAGACGGUGGGAAAUGUGACUGGAUUUGGGAGAAACCAGGCAGCAGGUGAUCAAAGAGACGAAUAAAGAGAGGUGUCAGCCCCAA